Yamadazyma tenuis ATCC 10573 is the source of this 333-nucleotide messenger RNA. RefSeq names its product mitogen-activated protein kinase kinase (gene MKK2). The record is from RefSeq and is a predicted model, not a curated record. Gene Ontology annotation, biological process: protein phosphorylation. Lineage: Eukaryota; Fungi; Ascomycota; Pichiomycetes; Serinales; Debaryomycetaceae. Gene Ontology annotation, molecular function: ATP binding; protein kinase activity.
AUGCCAGUUCCUUUUGAAGGGUUGAUUCCUUACACGAUCAUGGGCAUGUUCUUCGGCUUGGCAGGACAUGGGGUUGGCUUCAUCAGAUACUGGGACAACGGUUGGAAAAAUGACAGAUUCAACUUGGACGAAUAUGACCAAAAGAUGAUGCAACGAGACUUUUUAUUGACGGGUAUAAAACGAGGUCAAACCAGUGAAGCGGUGGCUCCGGAGCACUUUAAGACUGCCCAGACCGAGUUGCAAAGAUACUACACUCCUUACAGAGACCAAUUCUUCUCGUUCAGAGAACGGUUAUACAGAGGGUAUGUUACUGGCAACUGGGAGUUUGAAUGA